AUGCCCGAUGAAAAGGAAACUUUGGCAGAUUCUUCAACUGCCAAUACUACUACCGCAUCAGUACCAGCAUCACAAGAUGCGCCUCCAGCCUACGAGAGCCUCAAUCUUGCAGCUUCAAAUAGUAACAUCGGUCAAGACACCUGGAGGCGCGGGAGCUCUCUUACUCAACAACCUAUCAGCCUUCCGACUGCUCCCAAUAAUGUAACCACACCAACACCAUUCCGACCCCCGUCAUCGACGCAGAGGGGCCACACACGAACGCUUAGCUCAUCUUCUACAAAGUCCACAACCAGCCUAAAGACGAAGAAGAGCUGGUUCAACUUCAAAUCGUCGUCUUCAUCUACACAGUCAUCGUCGCGAACUAUCGGAGAAGUAAGAUCUACGGUGUGUGGGCUGGUACGCAAUCUUGUCGUGGGCCCGCAGGAACAACAAUUCAGUGCAGACUCCCUCUCCCCUGCUGCCCAAGGCAUCCUGCAGAGUUGUGCCGAGGCAUGCACGACGCAUUCCAUGUCACUCUCCACGAUCCUGCAGGAGAAGUUCGUGGAGAGUCAUUCUCCACUUUACUGGGCUAUCGUGAAACGACCGGUAAGGCCACACAAUAGCAGGAGUACGGCGCAGACCACUGUAAGCCUUCUCGAUCGAGAAGAAGUGGAAGAGUCUGAUGGAGGAACAGAACCAUCCGACUUGUUAGGAGCCUUGUUAUCGCAUGCAAAACCACUAGAGGCCAGUACCAUUGCCGAGAUGAGGUUAGCAUGCCUGGCGACGUCGGACCAAAAGACUUUCCAACGGCUUCACCUAGCCAUCCCAGAGUUCUCUUCUAUUCCGGGGGCUGAUCAGAUUUUGUUGGGCGCCAGACAUCCUACAGACUUUAUCACAGUUGAAAUUGGAGAUGGCACUGAGGGAGCAUUUACUGCAACUAUGCAGAUACCUCAAUUUCACAAAAGGAUGAUGGUUUCUCGCGAAAUUGGGCUUGAAUUCGUUGCGCGCAAUAGGCUGUGGCGCUUCUCGUUCCUAAUAACACCCGAUAAUGUAUGGUAUGGGCCUCCUCCUGGGACCUGGUGUGUGUCGAUAUCACUACAGGAGCCUAGUCCUCCUACGUGGCUAGAUGCACAUCUAGUCAUUGACACGACCACCAUUGGCCAUGUAUCAGACGAAGCAUCCACAGCGCUUCGUGUAAAAUCCAAACAGAUGAUGGAAGCGCCGCGUAACGGUCUUCCCGCUACGCAAACAGUUGUUUCACUGGAUGAGAACCCUGCAUUCACCAGUCUCCAAUAUUCGGGGAGCUCAUAUAUCCCCGACGACGAGAUUUUGAGAGUAAAGCUACGAGCCAAGCUACGAAAGCCUGCCCAGGACAUCGAUUAA
Molecule: messenger RNA, 1362 nt
Organism: Psilocybe cubensis
Lineage: Eukaryota; Fungi; Basidiomycota; Agaricomycetes; Agaricales; Agrocybaceae
Exons: 3
Coding region: 1-1362 (453 amino acids)
Source: RefSeq, a predicted model, not a curated record